AUGCAAAUUCCAAAUGUUCCGUCGCAAAUGUUUUCAAACUUUGUUGUGUUUCCAGAUCAACAAUCGUCAAAUCAACCUCAACCCCAAACUCAAACUGAAACUCAAACCCAAACCCAACACCACCACCAACUUGUCGAUGAAUCGGAUGACGCGGAAGAAGAAGACAUGGUUCCCGAAACUCAACCAACACCAACACCACCACCACAAAGACGUAAAGGGAAAAAACAAGUGCGCGAGGGUGUCGCACAACCGGGAAGACAAAAGCCGACACUAUGGGUUCCACACGAAGAGCUAGUUUUGGUCAAAGCUUGGGUUGAUAUUUCUGAAGAUUCGAUUCAGGGAAACGCACAACCGGGAGAACAUUUUUGGUUUCGCAUUUUAGAACGAUUUCGAAAGGAGCUAGGAAAAUGUGACGACUACCGUACGAAACAUCAACUUAACUCGAAGUUUCGAGAAAUAGCAAAGGGGGUUUCAAAAAUUAACGGGUUGUACAACAACCUAAAAACCAAACGAAAAAGCGGCCAAGACGACGAAGAAAUACUUCAAAAAGCGUUGCAGUUUUACCUUGAGGAAUUCAAGUGGCACGAUUGUUGGAAAUUAUUGGUCCGAAGUCCUAGGUGGAAAAAAUACGAGCGGGAUUUUAUUUUUGGAGUCCAACAAUCAAAGCAAACGAAAACUGGCUCUAGUGGUUAUACAACCUCCUCCGAUGCUCGGGUCAGUCUAGAUUUAAAUCAGGACGACGAACUCGAGCUAGAAGAAAUUGAACGCCCAAUGAGUAGGGACAAAGCGAAGAGAAAAGGAAAACGGACUUCUUCGAGUGCAUCUGAUUUCAGCGUGGACAUUGACGAAAUGCGUAAGAUAACAUCGUCGUUUGAUCGAUAUAAUCUAAAUUUCUCCGAACGUUUGGCUUUCGACAAAGAAAAAGAAGAAAUAAGGAAAAAGGAGCGGACGGAGAGACAAGAAAUGGAAGACAUGAAGUUUUUGAUGGAAAACGUCGAUCACCUCUCGGGACCGGCUCUCGAGCUCGUAAUGAAGAAGAGAGAAAAAAUUCUGAAAAAAUAUUUUCCUUAG
Lactuca sativa (garden lettuce) is the source of this 1071-nucleotide messenger RNA. Lineage: Eukaryota; Viridiplantae; Streptophyta; Magnoliopsida; Asterales; Asteraceae. The record is from RefSeq and is a predicted model, not a curated record.